This is a messenger RNA of Numida meleagris (helmeted guineafowl), 2481 nucleotides long. RefSeq names its product urocanate hydratase 1 (gene UROC1). The coding region runs from base 454 to 2259 and encodes 601 amino acids. The record is from RefSeq and is a predicted model, not a curated record. Lineage: Eukaryota; Metazoa; Chordata; Aves; Galliformes; Numididae. Gene Ontology annotation, molecular function: urocanate hydratase activity. The transcript is spliced from 22 exons. Gene Ontology annotation, biological process: L-histidine catabolic process.
ACAUCUAUCGCAGUUGGGGCCCGCCACACCUGGCUUGCAGUAGCAGAAUCCCGUCUUGGGGUGGCAUCGCCAGCUUCUGCUGAACGUUGCGUUGGCUGAACCCAUUGGCUGGCAGGAGCAAGCUACGGAGAUAUGAGUAUUGGCAGGAGGCACUGAGAGGCCUGUAACCAGACCACAAAAGAUGCAGAGGUAGAGCCAAGCUCUGAUUUCACCCAGGCAAACUGUUCUAUGGUUUCCCACACAGGACCCUGUGCUUACAGUGCACAGCACAGAUGGUGUGAACACUCAUGAACAAUUAUUCAGAGCAAACAGGAAAGUUCAGUGAGGAAGGAAGAAUCGAGUUGUUCUUGGAGGCUCGCUUUGCGCAAUGCUUUGCGUUAUUUCCCACCUGACGUACAAAAGAAGCUGGUGCUGGAAUUUGCUGAAGAACUCAGGCUGUAUGGCCAUAUCUACAUGUACAGAUUCUUUCCAGAUAUUGAGAUGAGAGCAUACCCUAUAGAAGACUAUCCUUGCAAGACCAAAUCAGCUGCUGCCAUUAUGCUGAUGAUCAUGAAUAAUCUGGAUCCCUCGGUGGCUCAGUUUCCACAGGAGCUUGUCACUUAUGGAGGAAAUGGGCAGGUCUUCAGCAACUGGGCUCAGUUCUGGUUGGCAAUGCAAUAUUUGUCAGAGAUGACCGAAGAGCAAACACUGGUAAUGUACAGUGGACAUCCUCUGGGACUGUUUCCCAGCCGUCAGUAUGCUCCACGAUUAGUGAUUACUAAUGGCAUGGUUGUUCCCAACUAUUCCAGUAGAGAUGAAUAUGAGAAGAUGUUUGCUUUGGGAGUAACGAUGUAUGGUCAGAUGACUGCAGGGAGCUACUGCUACAUUGGGCCCCAGGGAAUAGUCCAUGGAACUGUGCUCACAGUGCUGAAUGCAGGCCGUCGCUAUUUGAAGGCGGAAGAUCUGUCUGGAAAGGUGUUUGUUACUUCUGGUCUUGGAGGGAUGAGUGGGGCUCAAGCUAAGGCUGCAGUCAUUGCUGGGUGCGUGGGGAUUAUUGCAGAGGUUGAUGAAGCAGCGCUUAUGAAGCGUUACAAGCAAGGAUGGCUCAUGGAAAUCUCUAAUAACUUGGACCAUUGCAUUGCUCGCCUCAGAGAUGCAAGGAAGAAUAAAAUUGCCCUCAGCUUGGGUUACCAUGGGAAUGUGGUAGACCUGUGGGAGAGGCUUGCAUAUGAGCUGGACACAACAGGAGAGCUGCUAGCUGAUCUGGGGUCUGACCAAACUUCAUGCCACAACCCGUUCAGUGGGGGAUACUAUCCAGUCCAGCUUGGCUUUGAGGAAGCAAAGCAGCUCCUGUCCACCAAUCCGGGGAAGUUCCGAACCCUGGUACAAGAGAGUCUGAGGAGACAUGUGGCUGCUAUUAACAGACUAACUGAUAAGGGCAUGUUUUUUUGGGAUUAUGGCAAUGCUUUUCUCUUGGAAGCUCAAAGGGCUGGUGCUGAUGUUGAGAAAAAAGGAGCCAAUAAAACAGAAUUCAGAUAUCCUUCCUAUGUUCAGCACAUCAUGGGGGACAUUUUUUCCCUGGGAUUUGGGCCAUUCCGCUGGGUUUGUACCUCAGGUGACCCACAGGACCUUGCUACCACUGACUCAAUUGCCAUGUCUGUGCUGGAGGACUCCAUUCAUCGGGGAGUGAGCACAUCUGUGAAGCAGCAGUACCAUGACAACAUCCGCUGGAUUCGGGAAGCUGGGAGGCAUGGCUUGGUUGUUGGAUCUCAAGCUAGAAUCUUAUAUUCCGAUCAGAGGGGUCGUGUGUCUAUAGCCAUAGCUAUUAAUCGAGCGAUUGCCGAAGGAAGGAUUAAGGCUCCAGUUGUCCUCAGCCGAGAUCACCACGACGUGAGUGGGACUGACAGUCCCUACAGAGAAACAUCAAACAUUUAUGAUGGAUCAGCCUUCUGUGCAGACAUGGCGGUACAAAAUUUCGUAGGAGAUGCGUUCAGAGGAGCAACCUGGGUUGCCUUGCACAACGGUGGUGGAGUUGGUUGGGGUGAGGUGAUCAAUGGGGGAUUUGGCCUGGUUUUGGAUGGGUCCACAGAGGCCGAAGAACGAGCCAAGAUGAUGCUCAGCUGGGAUGUUUCCAAUGGAGUUGCGAGACGCUGCUGGUCAGGUAAUGACUACGCACAUGAAACCAUCUGCCAAGCAAUGAAGGACAAUACUGCACUGAAGGUGACUCUUCCUCAAAAAGUGGUGGAUGAGAACAUCUUAGAACAAGCCCUGAAAAGUUAGUGGUAUUCCAAGUGCAAUGUUGCCCUGGCAGAAACGUAUGAUAAAACGUGCAAAUGAUAAAAGCCUUGCAAUUGUCUCUGCCACGUGAGUUUUUUCCUUUUAACUCUUUAAUAGGGCAGACCUGUAUCUGUCUGUGAGAGGUCCACUGAUGUUAGGAUCAGCCUUUUCACUGAUAAGGAACUGAAGUUUUGUCCCUUGAAAUAAAAUAUAUAUGUAUAUAUA